AUUGUCGGGUCGAUAAAUUUCUAUCGAAACGAAACAGGCGAAAAAAGCGAAUGAAUUGCAACUAAUUGUACAAUAAUUAUUAAAAAUAAAAUUGUAAACUCAGACGAGAUGGAGGUGGACGAGGAGGAAUUCGAGGUGCCGUCGAGCAGUAGCAAAGGAGAAAAGAAGCGUUUCGAAGUGAAGAAGUGGAAUGCCGUUGCUUUGUGGGCAUGGGACAUCGUGGUCGACAACUGCGCCAUUUGCCGCAACCACAUCAUGGACCUGUGUAUCGAGUGCCAGGCAAACCAGGCAUCCGCCACCAGCGAGGAGUGCACCGUGGCCUGGGGCGUCUGCAACCACGCGUUUCACUUCCACUGCAUCUCACGAUGGCUAAAAACCCGCCAGGUUUGUCCGCUGGACAACCGCGAGUGGGACUUCCAAAAGUACGGCCACUAAACCAGAUAAAGCAGCAUUAAUUUGAACCUUUAAGUUCACCCAAAACUCUUAAGAAAAACUCUGCUACAUCUGGACACUUUACCCUAUUUAAUACCUUCGUAGUUCUUAAGCGAAUGGAAAAGCUCGGGCGGAAACGUUAAACUCCAGGAAUGGAGUGCUUUCUGAUUCCGCUGCUUUUCCUGAGACAAAACUUUUGUAACGCUAAAAAUAAAUGCUGUAGAAGAUGAGAAGACAACCCGACUUUGCAUCGUACAUUUCCACGUAA
Molecule: messenger RNA, 700 nt
Organism: Drosophila ficusphila
Lineage: Eukaryota; Metazoa; Arthropoda; Insecta; Diptera; Drosophilidae
Gene: Roc1a
Product: RING-box protein 1A
Exons: 3
Coding region: 109-435 (108 amino acids)
Biological process (GO): protein ubiquitination; ubiquitin-dependent protein catabolic process
Cellular component (GO): cullin-RING ubiquitin ligase complex; nucleus
Molecular function (GO): cullin family protein binding; ubiquitin protein ligase activity; zinc ion binding
Source: RefSeq, a predicted model, not a curated record